AUGAGCGCCAGGGAAAAGGCUGCUUUGCUGUGUCUUCCUUUGAAGAUCGGGCUGUUGUCUUCCGUGAUUGUUCUCUUGCCUGCUUGCAAUCACGCAAACAAACCGCACUCCAUGAAGGCUGCUGUGCGGAGUAUCGCCGACCUGUGGCGACCUGUGAACACUGUCAUAGGUCCGUCGUGCAGGUUUGUGGGGUCCCUUUGGCUGCAGCUGGCGCUCUUGAGCUGCGGGGAGGCGGUAACGCUGCGCGUGGACGCCGCCACUGCUGGUGGUGGUGAUGCUCUGCAGGCCCCCUCCCUCCCAACGCCGACUUUGCCCUCCCGGCCAUCUCUGCCGAGGAGGCCGCCCUCACCUCUACCGUGCUCACCCGCCAGACCGGGCCACCUGCCGCGGUGCUCCGGCUCUUCAAGCAGCACGCAGAUGCCACUGGAAAUCGCUUCUUCAUCCUUGCGGCAGUCUUCAUCUACGCCAUCGUGA
Acanthamoeba castellanii str. Neff is the source of this 474-nucleotide messenger RNA. RefSeq lists its product as uncharacterized. The record is from RefSeq and is a predicted model, not a curated record. Bases 1 to 474 code for a protein of 157 amino acids. Lineage: Eukaryota; Discosea; Longamoebia; Acanthamoebidae. The transcript is spliced from 4 exons.